Messenger RNA from Anarrhichthys ocellatus (wolf-eel), 2883 nucleotides. Its product is annotated as zinc finger protein 239-like. The record is from RefSeq and is a predicted model, not a curated record. Bases 1198 to 2835 code for a protein of 545 amino acids. Lineage: Eukaryota; Metazoa; Chordata; Actinopteri; Perciformes; Anarhichadidae. Gene Ontology annotation, biological process: regulation of transcription by RNA polymerase II. Gene Ontology annotation, molecular function: DNA-binding transcription factor activity; RNA polymerase II cis-regulatory region sequence-specific DNA binding. The transcript is spliced from 5 exons.
UCAUUUAAAUUUGCACUAUCCAGUCAUGCUAACAUUUAAAUCUUUUGUUAUAUAUAUCAUCAGUAAAAGUUACCGCCUAGCUAACAUCAGCUAACGUUAAAAAGCUAACGUUGAUGUUCGCCCCAAGCAGCUAAAAAGAAUGAAGUCAUUCUCGUCUUUUGUUAACGUUUCUCUGUAUUUUAUAAUGACGUCACCAGUUUUUCAACCAAUUUAAAGUGAGUCUCCUCAUCUGUAGUUCAAUCCACAAGUGAGUGUAACAUUUAAAUACUUUAUAGAUUUAUCCUGAGAAAGAGUUAUGAAGGUGAAAGUGUUCAUUAAUUAAAGAGCAACAAUCUAAAUGUUCCUAAAUUCAUCUCAGAACUGUUUAUUUACACAUACAAGGAGAAUAGUGCUAAACAAUAAACUAUAAACACAGCGCAAUAAUACGAGACAUAAUUUAAACAUAGAAAAAUAUUAAAAUGUACAAUAAAAUAUGGUAAACAAACAAAUAACAGUAAAGUGGCAAGUGUAUUUUAAUACAAAAAAGAUAACUACUACUUAUUACUGUAACAGUAACACAUUAUCCUGGAGAUUCAAGUGUAUUUUUUUUUUAUAUAGUUUGUAUUUGUUGUAGUUUUAUUCUUAUUGUUAUUUAUAUUGUGUUAUGUUUUGUGGUAUUUUUAUUCAAUUCAAACUUGUAGAAUCGUGUUUGCUGCCAACUGGUGGUCACAUUGUGUAACUGCAUUGUUUAAAUAGAAGUUCAAGGAAUAUUCAUAUUAAUUAUAUUUUAUUGUUAUAUCAUUUUGUUUAAUUUUGGUAGUUGUGUGUGAGAUAAUGAAGGAUUACAGUGUGUAACUUUAUUGUUUGAAUAGACGGAUGUAAUGAUACACUGUGAACUCUCCAUUCAAUCAAUCGAUCGGAUCCAGAUUUGGAUCCAGAUUCCGAUCCAGGAGCCUCCAGACAAACCGAAUCGCAGAUAAACAUAAAACGUCCUGUGUGAUGUGUGUUUGGACACAUCUGUCCACAAAACUUUUACAUUGAAAGGUCUGUAUUCGGCAGUGAACCGGAUGUAAUCAGAGCGCCAUAUUGGAUACAAAGAUCGAAACUGUUUGUGUUUCAGACUUUCUCCGACAGUUACAGACACGGCUGACCCAGGACAGGACUACCGUCUCUGAGGCCCGGAACACCGGUCCGUUUCCGGUCCAGAGAUCCUCCGUGAUGGAGCGGACCGACACGUUCGUGUGUCAGACGGAGCUGAUCAUGGAGACGGCGGUGGAAUCAGUCGUCUCUGUUCUCCUCCGAGAGACGGAGGACGGACAGGAGAGACGGGAUCAGCUGACGGCUGUCCUCCAUCUGAUGACCAGAGAAGCUGUUCGUAAGAUCUGCAGAGUUUUCAGAGAGCUGUGUGUGAGCUUAGUGACGGAAAAUGAAGCUCUAAAGGACAAAGUGGGACAUUUGGAGUGUGAACUGAAGACACAGACUGUUUAUAAGAUAAAACCAUCAGAUGGACCCGCCUCCUCUCUGGACAUCAACCAAUCAGCUGCCGACCCUGCAGCUCUGGCCAUGGCCAUCCUCAACUCUUCUAGAUCCAAAUCUAGAUCCAGACGCAGAGCCAGCGGAGACCCUCAGGUGCCUUUGGUCAUCAUCAGCCAGCCGCUCCACGGACCAAUCACAGGCCAGAGCAGCCCCGCCCCCCCGCUGCUGCCGAUGACACCCCAUCAAACCACAGACGGUCUUCAGACAGAGGUGGUGUUAGAAGUUAACCAGAUCUCCACCGAUCCUGAUCAUCAUCCACAGGAAGUGAUGUCACUUCCUGUGGAUGAUGAUCAGCCAACCAGUGAGCCCACAGGCCUACCGGUGAUCAACGGGGAAGACUCACCUGAAGAGGACCAGUCUGUAGAAACAGAAAUAAAGAUCGAAACCGUUGAAGCGACGCUCGCUGACAGUCAACCAGCUGUGGGUGAAGAGGAGCAGAAGGAGCUGGAGAGGAAGAGGAGGAGGGAUCUAUACAAAGAGAAGAGGUUCUUCUGUGAACUCUGUAACAAAGGUUUCCAUCAGAAACACCAGCUGAGGAAACACGUGUCCUGUCAUCUCAAACCUUUCCCCUGCAGCUCGUGUGACAAAGGUUUCUACAAGGCCAAGAGUCUGCAGAAACACCAGCUGAGCCACCAGCUGAGGGAGGCUCAGGAGAGCGACCCCGACAAGCUACUGCGCUGCGACCAGUGCGACAGGAAGUUCCGGCUGCUACGGCAGCUCCGAGUCCACCAGGCGUCUCACCGGCUGGAGAAAACACCGCUGCGGUGCUGCGUCUGCGACCGCUUCUUUACCUCAGCCGGCGCACUGCGGUACCACGAGGUGUCGCACGCUGAGGUGAAGCCCUUCAUGUGCGACGUCUGUGGGAAAGAAUUCACCAGAAAGAAGAGCCUCCGCGAGCACCAGACCGUCCACACCGGAGCUCGGCCCUACGCCUGCCUCGCCUGUGGGAAGAGCUUCUCCACCCCCAGCAACCUGCGCGUCCACAAGAGGUCGCACUCCGAGGUCCGGCCACACAAGUGCUGCGAGUGUGACAAGGCCUUCAAGUGUAAGAUGGGGCUGCUGCAGCACCGGGUGGUUCACUCCGGAGAGAAACCCUUCAUGUGUCAGACCUGCGGACUCAGCUUCGGCCUCAAGUACAACUUCCAGAGACACCUGCGCCUCCACAACGGAGAGAAGCCCUUCAGGUACUCAGUCUACAGGGUCAGAGGUCAAAAACAUCAACAUAAACACCUUUUAGCAUCAGUUCUUCAUUCAACUUCUCUAGUUACAGCUUCAAAAUGGCUCUGUUUACUCAGUAAAGUGACGUUUGAAGAUGACUGAAUCAUGAAUGUGUUCAAUCAGUAGUGGAUUGGCAGAUUAAUCGAUAAU